This is a messenger RNA of Lepisosteus oculatus (spotted gar), 1119 nucleotides long. It is a transcript of the gene scnm1, whose product is annotated as sodium channel modifier 1. The record is from RefSeq and is a predicted model, not a curated record. Gene Ontology annotation, biological process: RNA splicing. Gene Ontology annotation, cellular component: nucleus. Lineage: Eukaryota; Metazoa; Chordata; Actinopteri; Semionotiformes; Lepisosteidae.
UCAUUCAGCUGGCGGAAGUGAUGUUUGUCCGAUGAACGAAAAGCAAGGCUGAGUACUUUUCUGGUGUUCUUGUAAUAAUGUCUUUUAAAAGGGAAGGGGAUGACGCUAGUCAACUGAAUGUCCUCAAGAAACGACGCGUCGCUGAUCUCCUGUCCAACUUCAUUCCCGAGGACGAGGCCGUCCUGAUGAAGAACGGAAGGUACGCCUGUUUAGUGUGCUCGUCCCGGCCCGUGUUCGACACCGUGGACAUGCUGGCCGUCCACAGGAAAGGGAAGAGACACCUGGAGGGGCUCCAGUGGUCCUACAGGAAGAAGCGGGAGCUGCAGAACGAGAUCGAGAAGCGGCGCCACCUGGCCUACGUGCGCCAGGAGGAAGCGGGCAGGCAGGAGACAGUUGGUCCAGCUCCUCUGCUGGCCCAGACACGCAAGAUUACCCAUCACGCCUUGCUGAAGUCCACCCCCUACAACAGCUGCCACCAGAAGAGAAGCAGCAGGUCUGAAUCAAGCUCCAGCUGUCCCUCACCCAGCAGGACCCCUGUUCCCAGGAACCAAAUGUUGCAAGCUCAGUCAGGGGGGACAUCAACGGCUGACACCACACCAGUGACCUCACUUCCUGGACACCAUAGCAACAGUGCACUAGAGAUCCCGAGAGAGGGCGUCCCCGAGCGAGCGAAGGAGAGCACGAGAAAGAGGUCCCGGCCUGCGGCGGCUUCCGAGUCAGAUCCCGGGGCGGCACAGAGGCGCCAAGAGAUGGAGCACUACCUCAGGCUGAAAAGCUCCGGGUGGCUGCAGGACCGAAGUGGAAACUGGGUGAAGGAUGAGAACGUGGAAUUCGACUCCGACGAGGACCAGCCCCCCACCCUCUCCCCCUCCUGACUCCACCUGUCCCAGAACAGGAAGAGCAUUUGAACUGUUUCAGAGAACAUUUGUACAGCGACGCCAUUUUUGAACGGCAAAAGCAUGAACUGCUGUAGGUGGAGGACAAAAUGUAAUUAUAAAGAAGUGAUUGAAGACCUUUUAAUGGUCAGAUCUCUCACACGCUCUCUGGGGAGAACUUAAGAUGUUGUGUCAAUCUUUUUUGUCAUUUUGUAACUUAUGCCUAUUAAAAUCAGAAAGAGAA